Limanda limanda (common dab) is the source of this 528-nucleotide messenger RNA. It is a transcript of the gene samd10a, whose product is annotated as sterile alpha motif domain containing 10a. Gene Ontology annotation, biological process: cell surface receptor protein tyrosine kinase signaling pathway. Gene Ontology annotation, molecular function: protein binding. Gene Ontology annotation, cellular component: cytoplasmic side of plasma membrane. The record is from RefSeq and is a predicted model, not a curated record. The transcript is spliced from 4 exons. Bases 1 to 528 code for a protein of 175 amino acids. Lineage: Eukaryota; Metazoa; Chordata; Actinopteri; Pleuronectiformes; Pleuronectidae.
AUGGCUGUGGACGCGGCAUCCAGUUUCAGUUUCGUCAGGCCAGCUGUGGAGUACAGGGCUCUGUCCGAGGACUUCAAGCACCAGCUGAGUCGGCGGACGGGUGGGAACCUCACCUGGCACGAUGGACGUGGACAGAAAACAGCAGGAGGCCGGACGGUGAAGCUGCUGCAGCAGCCGGGCACUGAGGCCCUGCAGUACCGUUCCCAUGACAAUUAUGGGAUUUAUCACACGAGCCCGACACAGCCGAGCCUGAUCCGCCCGGUCGUGCUCUGGUCACAGCAAGACGUUUGCAAAUGGCUGAAGAAGCACUGUCCUCACAACUACCUGACCUACGUGGAGGCCUUCUCCCACCACGCCAUCACAGGCCGGGCGCUGCUGCGUCUGAACGGGGAGAAGCUGGAGAGGAUGGGUUUGGUUCAGGAGACGCUUCGACAGGAGCUGCUGCAACAGGUGCUGCAGCUCCAGGUUCAGGAGGAGGGACGCAACCUGCAGCUGCUCAGCAGAGGCUCCUUUGGAAGGAUAUCAUAG